GGCAUACAUAUAUUAUUGAAAUGUGCAAAUACGGAUUUGAAUAUGUAAUUUUAUCUCUUACAGGGCGUGGUCUUCUUUUCUUAGUCCGCAAUGAACUGUGUUAUCGAACAUUUCAAUUAAGGUGAUAGUGGAAAAUUCUUUUAAAUAAUAUUCAUUCACAGCGAGACUUCAUUAUUUUUAUUACUUCUUAUUACUUUUUUAUUACUUCUUCUAUCUGCAGAUCAAUAAGCUAAAGUUGGUAAAUUUAACUAAUUAUUCUUUACAUUUUCCACUAGAUGUUGUGAAUAAUUGAAUAAUUUUGUAAUGUAUCAUUGAUCUAUUAAUUUAUUGCAAUCAUUGGUAUUAUGGAAAAAGUGAGAAAUUACGAAGAAACCGUUCAAGUCGGUAAGGGCUUGGAAACUGAUGCUUCCUUGAGAAAUAAACAUAGAAACAACAAUAUUAGCAUAGAUACAUCAUCUUUAUCCCCGAGUACCGUUGAUGUAAUACAAAUAUGGAGACAAUUACCAGAAGCUGUUCGACUGAAUCCAAGUUUGGCAGUCUUUCAAGCAGAAUAUGAAAAACUUGAUGAAGGUGAUAAAUCAAUAUGUUCCAUAAAUACACCAACUGGAGAACGUUUAGUUCUCAAUGUUGGCCGACCGAUUGAAAAAGAGAAGCAGACUGUGAGCUUAGAUGAUGAUGAUAUUGAUCAAGUUGAAAUAAAAGAAGGAGAAGUAAAACCCUUUUUCCGUUACUCGAAAUUAAUUAUACUUUUAUUGUGCUGGCUUAUUUUUACUAUAAGCUUGACAUGUAAUAAAGAAGUGUUGGAGGUAAUGCAUAAAGUUUCCAUUCCUAUUAACGAAAUUCGGAAAUAUACAAUUGUAAAACGUCCUAUCAGUGACAGAAUCACAGUUAAUAUAGAAAGUUCACUAUUGCCAAAUUUCAAUGAUAACGAGAGCAUAAAUCUUACUUCGAACUAUUUAAUCGUUUGGGUUGAGAAGGUGAAUUAUACUGAUCAAGUUUUCAAUAAUUCACACGUCCAGAAUAUAAGCAAUCCCUGGAUUCUUCCUUUAUUUUCUUCAGAACUUAUUGACUCUUUGCCCGACAGAAGACGACAUAACACGUUCACAUUAAACACCUCAACUAAUGAAUUAUUUGAAGAUGCAGUCGCUGUGUGUAUGAAAACCAAUUUACCAAUCAGUUUACCAGUUUCAAUUGGUUACAAUUUAUCUCCUAUUAAUACAGACAGUGGGUUUGUGUAUGCUGCUGCAAUAUUGAUUGGACUUUAUGUCCUCAUUAUAUUCGAGAUGGUUCAUAAGACAAUAGCGGCAUUAAUGGCGUCUACAAUGUCCUUGGCAGUCUUGGCGGCUAUUGAUCAGAGACCAUGUAUGAGUGAAAUAAUUUCAUGGAUAGACAUGGACACGCUAAUGCUACUGUUUGCAAUGAUGAUACUUGUAGCUGUGAUUGGAGAAACUGGAAUAUUCGAUUAUCUAUCUGUUUAUGCUUACAAGAUAACUGGAGGGCAAAUUUGGCCUCUUGUCAGUAUACUUUGCCUUUUCACGGCAGUGAUUUCGACCGUUUUGGAUAAUGUGACUACAAUCUUGCUCAUGACACCUGUUACAAUUAGAUUAUGUGAAGUUAUGGAAAUCAAUCCUGUUCCAAUUUUAACCGCGAUGGUAAUUUAUUCCAAUAUUGGCGGUGCUUUAACUCCAAUUGGUGAUCCUCCGAAUAUAAUAAUUGCAUCCAAUAAAGAAGUACAGAAUGCAGGAGUUGGUUUUACUACUUUUGUUCUCCACAUGAGCUUUGGUGUUUUCUUUGUGGCUAUAGCAGUUUAUGCUGAAUUGCGGUAUGUUUUUCGUGAUGUGGCAAACUUUAAAUUUGAUGAACCUCUAGAGGUGCAGGAACUCAGACAUGAAAUAGCUAUUUGGCAAAAAGCCGCUUCCAGUCUUUCGAGCUACAGUAAAGAUGAAAAUAUGGUUCGAGAGACAUUAAUGAAGAAAGUUGGACGACUUUUAUCCCAAUUGAAAUUGAAAUUACUAACCGGCAGUAUAAAAUUUGAAAAUUACAAAGCCACCUUGGAGGAGUUGCAAGAAAAGUAUCCUAUUCGCGACAAAUGGUUGCUUGUGAAAUCAGGGUGCGCUUUAACUUUUGUUAUUGUUAUGUUUUUCAUACACACUUUACCGAAUGUGAAUUUAUCAUUAGGAUGGAUUUCACUUCUUGGAGCAAUUUUGGUACUGAUUUUAGCUGAUUCUGAAAAUCUUGACAGUCUUCUGGUUCGUGUUGAAUGGAGUACAUUGUUGUUUUUUGCCUCAUUAUUCAUUCUCAUGGAAGCUCUUUCUCUAUUGGGAUUGAUGUCAUGGAUUGGAAAACAAACUGAAGCAAUAAUUCUUUCUGUAGACGAAGAAUCUAGACUGGCAGUUGCAAUAAUUUUAAUUCUUUGGGUGUCUGCGAUUGUUGGCGCAUUUGUAGAUAAUGUACCAUUAUGUACCAUGAUGGUGAGAAUUACUGUAGGUCUCUCUCAAAAUCAUAAUCUUCGACUACCCUUGCAACCUUUAAUUUGGUCAUUAGCACUUGGAUUGUGUUUAGGAGGAAAUGGGACUUUGCUUGGCGCAACUGCAAAUGUUGUGUGCGCUGGAGUGGCCGAACAACAUGGAUACAAAUUUUCUUUUUUACAAUUUUUCAAAGUUGGAUUUCCUAUAAUGAUUACAAGCACAGUCACCGCAACAAUUUAUUUAUUAAUUGCUCAUGUCGUUUUUCAAUGGCACGACAACAAUUGAAAUAUCCUUUUUAUAGCGUGUUAAUUUUCUAAUAAUUUAUAGUUCAUAAUUAAUAAUAAUCAUAAUUUUAUGUAAUAUUUUAAAAAGUAAAAUGUUUAUUGAAUGUCAACCAAAAGUUCUGUUUAGAUUGGUUUGUAGAUUUGUUAUUAUAUUUUUAAUAAUUGUAUAUAGUCUAUUUAUUUUUAUGCGCAAUAAAAAUAAUUUGUUUUUCGUUUAAAGAAAACGCUUUUUAUGUUGUCGUGGAAGAAAAGGAGUUGUUGAUGAUAAGUAAGUAGCAUUGCAGAUUAAAACAGAUCACGACACCAGACUGAUAAAUAAUUAAUUAACAUAAAUGAAAUUGUGAUUAUUCUGACUUAACGCUUUGUCUAUUUAAUUCAAAAUACUCUUAAUAAGAAAUCUUAGUUACCUUUGUAUUGCAGGUAGUAAGGAAUCUUUUUCAUUAUAUACUGAAAAGAAACGAAUGACAGUGCCUAUUUUGCACUAGAUAAUUGUCAUAAUAUCAAAGUCCUUUUGUUACCUUUUUUAUUAUUAUUUUUUAUUUGUACAUAAUAAUUUGUCGUAGAACAUUUUGAAAAUAGAAUGACGAAUCUUUAUUCAAAAUAUUUUCGUGGAAACCUUGUAAACAAUGUCAAUCAUGAAAUAACUGCGCGAGUAACUGCGUCAAAAAUAAUAGACAAACACUCAAAUUUUUCCGUAUGUAAAUCUUAUUGUAAAUUGUAUUUGAUAGACAAGUGUUUAAUUAAAUAUCGUUUUAUGAAAUAUUUAUAUGAUAAAUAUGUAACACAAAUUAUAUGAAAUUACUGCGCAUCAAUCAAAUACAAAGAUUAAUGUUGCGUCAGUCAGAGGGUAAAGUGACGAAAAUUAAUCCUUAUAGUCAAUUUAUACAUUGUUUAAUUCACGCGUAUUCUGAUAUACAUAUUUCUUUUUGUAAUGUUUUUUUAAAGCGUUUUUUUGGUAUAAAAGAUACCGGUUCAAUUUACGUCACUAAUAUAUGCAAAAAUCCAAGGAAAAAUAUUGACAAGGUACAAUUCUGAAAAGGGAAGCGAAUUAUAAUAGAUGAAGACGAAGUCAAUGGCAGCAAAACGUCUGGCAAUGAAAAAAUGUGUGAAGGUGGCCAUCAAUCAUUUAAAUAUCCUAGCUGAAUAUUAUCUUGUCGAAUUUGGGACGUCAAUUUUUUAAUGUGCAACUUUAUAUCAAAAUCAUUAUUUCGACUGCAAACCUAUUAAAUGAAUUUUGUGAUAAUAAAUUAACAACUGGAAAUUCCGCUUAUUAAAAACGAUAUAGAAAAAAAAUGAGUGGAAAGGUCCACUUCUUUUUGAAUAUUUAUAUAUAAAUAUGACGGUUAUUUCCAAUCUUUUUUUCCAUACAUUUCAUUUUAGUUGUAAGUUACUGUAGUAAUUUGCGUAAUUAAAUAAAAAAAAUGACACA
Leptopilina heterotoma is the source of this 4181-nucleotide messenger RNA. RefSeq names its product P protein. Gene Ontology annotation, biological process: transmembrane transport. The record is from RefSeq and is a predicted model, not a curated record. Gene Ontology annotation, cellular component: membrane. Bases 345 to 2753 code for a protein of 802 amino acids. Lineage: Eukaryota; Metazoa; Arthropoda; Insecta; Hymenoptera; Figitidae. The transcript has 17 exons.